AUGAGCGACAUAGUGGAGAAGACGCUGACGGCGCUGCCGGGACUCUUCUUGCAGAACCAGUCGGUUGGCGGGCCAGCGGGAGUCAAGGCGUCCUUCUCCUCGCGGCUGGGCAACCUCGUCCGCGGCAUCACCGCGCUAACCUCCAAGCACGAGGAAGAGAAACUAAUCCAGCAGGAACUGAGUAAUCUGAAAGCAACUGUUUCUGCUCCUACUACAACACUGAGAAUGAUGAAGGAGUGUAUGGUGAGACUUAUAUAUUGUGAAAUGCUUGGAUAUGAUGCUUCCUUUGGCUACAUACAUGCGAUCAAGUUGGCACAACAAGGAAACCUUUUAGAAAAAAGAGUAGGUUAUUUGGCUGUUUCUUUAUUUCUACAUGAAAGUCAUGAGCUGUUGCUUCUCCUUGUGAAUACAGUUGUAAAGGACUUGCAGAGCACUAACCUGGUAGAAGUAUGCAUGGCACUUACUGUCGUCAGCCAGAUAUUCCCUCGAGAAAUGAUUCCAGCUGUUCUUCCAUUAAUUGAAGAUAAACUUCAACAUUCUAAGGAGAUUAUACGAAGAAAAGCUGUUCUGGCAUUAUAUAAAUUCCAUCUCAUUGCUCCUAAUCAAGUACAGCAUAUCCAUAUUAAGUUCCGGAAAGCACUUUGUGACAGAGAUGUUGGGGUCAUGGCUGCUUCUUUGCACAUAUACUUUAGGAUGAUUAAGGAGAAUUCAUCUGGAUAUAAAGACUUGACGGGGAGUUUUGUAACAAUUUUGAAGCAAGUAGUUGGAGGAAAGCUCCCAGUAGAUUUCAAUUACCAUAGUGUACCAGCACCAUGGUUACAAAUCCAGCUCUUGAGAAUACUAGGACUUCUAGGAAAAGACGAUCAAAGGACAAGUGAAUUAAUGUAUGAUGUUCUUGAUGAAUCCUUACGAAGAGCCGAGUUAAAUCACAAUGUCACAUAUGCUAUUCUGUUUGAAUGUGUACAUACAGUUUAUUCUAUUUAUCCUAAAUCAGAAUUACUUGAGAAGGCUGCCAAGUGCAUUGGAAGAUUUGUUCUGUCACCUAAAAUAAAUCUCAAGUAUUUAGGGCUGAAGGCUCUUACCUAUGUUAUCCAGCAGGAUCCCACUCUGGCUCUUCAGCACCAGAUGACAAUAAUUGAAUGCUUAGACCAUCCUGAUCCCAUUAUUAAAAGAGAGACUCUGGAACUUCUUUACAGAAUUACUAAUGCACAGAAUAUAACAGUGAUUGUCCAGAAAAUGCUUGAAUAUUUACAACAGAGCAAAGAAGAGUAUAUUAUCGUCAAUUUGGUUGGCAAAAUAGCUGAACUCGCUGAGAAAUAUGCCCCAGAUAAUGCAUGGUUUAUUCAGACAAUGAAUGCUGUGUUUUCAGUGGGAGGAGAUGUUAUGCAUCCUGAUAUUCCCAAUAACUUUCUGAGACUGCUAGCAGAAGGUUUUGAUGAUGAAACAGAAAAUCAACAAUUAAGGCUUUAUGCAGUUCAGUCUUAUCUCACUUUACUAGAUGCGGAAAAUGUGUUCUAUCCACAGAAAUUUCUUCAAGUUAUGAGUUGGGUGUUAGGGGAGUAUUCCUAUCUCUUAGAUGAGGAAACGCCAGAGGAAGUUAUAACCAAACUCUACAAGUUACUUAUGAAUGACUCGGUUUCUUCAGAAACAAAAGCCUGGUUACUUGCUGCUGUUACCAAGUUGACACCCCAAGCACACUCUUCUAACAUAGUUGAGAGAUUAAUCCAGGAAUUCACCGUAUCUUUGGAUACUUGUAUGAGACAGCAUGCGUUUGAAUUAAAACACUUACGUGAGAAUGUGGAACUUAUGAAGAGCUUGCUUCCAGUUGAUAAGAGCUGUGAAGACAUGGUGGUAGAUGCUUCCUUAUCUUUUCUGGAUGGUUUUGUGGCUGAAGAACUCAGUCAGGGGGCAGCACCUUACAAACCUCACCACCAACGUCAGGAGGAGAAGCUUUCUCAGGAAAAAGUUCUCAAUUUUGAACCAUAUGGACUUUCAUUUUCUUCAUCUGGCUUCACUGGACGACAGUCUCCUGCUGGCAUUUCUCUUGGUUCAGAUAUAUCUGGGAAUAGUGCAGAGACUGGGCUGAAAGAGACAAAUAGCUUGAAGCUGGAAGGUAUAAAGAAAUUAUGGGGGAAAGAGGGCUAUCUUCCCAAGAAAGAAGGCAAAACUGGGGAUGAAACUGAAGUUCCGCCUGUUCCUCAAGAGAGUAUAAUAAUGGAGAAUGUAGACCAAACUAUAAUUAAAAAGGAUCAGUCUCAAGUCCUUACCCAAUCUAAAGAGGAGAAAGAAAAGCAGCUGCUGGCGUCAUCAUUAUUUGUUGGGCUAGGAACAGAAAGUACAAUCAAUUUGCUAGGAAAAGCAGAUACUGUAUCUCACAAGUUCAGAAGGAAAUCAAAAGUCAAGGAAACCAAAAGUGGAGAAACAACCAGUGCUCAGAAUAUGCCCUGUUCUUACUUUAGUUCUUCGUCAGAUGUGACUUAUGAAGAUGAUUAUUAUUUGGAUACUUUGCAGGAUAGAGGAGACAAAGAAUUAAAUAAGUUUUCUCUCAACUCAGAACUUUUGGAUUCUGAGUCACUCACAGAACUGCCCUCCAUUGAGAAACUCUCCAGUUGCACACUGUCUACACCUUCUUUGUUCACUGAUGAUAUGGAAGGUCUUCGCUCUCCUUCGUCCACUGCAGCCUCAGUUGCUAAUGAAAUAUCUUUAGCUUCUUCUCUGUUGGAAGAAACUUCUGAACACAUGCAUUCAGAUCUUGUGGAGGUCUGUAAUAAUGAAACCAUAUCAGUGUCUUCUUACAAAAUUUGGAAAGAUGACUGUUUACUGGUGGUCUGGUCAGUUUCUAAUAAGAGUGGUUUGGAAUUGAAAAGUGCUGACUUAGAAAUUUCUUCUGCAGAAAAUUUCAAGAUCACUGAGCAACCUGGAUGCUGCUUGCCUGUAAUAGAAACAGAAAGCAUCAAAACCUUUCAAUAUAGUGUACAGAUGGAGAAACCUUUUACAGAAGGGAAUCUUUUUGGUUUUAUAAAUUAUCAGAUGAUGGAUACUCAUUCUGUUCAGCUUGAAUUUUCUGUAAACUUAUCACUAUUAGAUUUCAUUAGACCAUUGAAAAUCUCAACUGAAAACUUUGGCAAACUCUGGUUAUCCUUCGCAAAUGAUGUGAAGCAAAAUGUAAAAAUGUCAGAAUCUCAAGCUGCUCUGCCUUCUGCCCUGAAGACCCUGCAACAGAAACUAAGACUUCAUGUUGUUGAAAUUAUAGGCAGUGAAGGGCUUUUGGCCUGUCAGCUGCUCCCAUCCAUCCCCUGCUUGCUGCAUUUUCGAGUUCAUGGUGACGUAUUAGCCCUGUGGUUCAGAUCCUCCUGCUCUACUCUUCCUGACUAUUUACUGUAUCAGUGUCAAAAGGUAGUGGAGGGAUCCUAG
Puma concolor (puma) is the source of this 3414-nucleotide messenger RNA. RefSeq names its product adaptor related protein complex 4 subunit epsilon 1 (gene AP4E1). NCBI's taxonomy places the organism in Eukaryota, Metazoa, Chordata, Mammalia, Carnivora, Felidae. Gene Ontology annotation, cellular component: AP-4 adaptor complex; membrane coat. The record is from RefSeq and is a predicted model, not a curated record. Gene Ontology annotation, biological process: vesicle-mediated transport; intracellular protein transport.